Molecule: messenger RNA, 874 nt
Organism: Marchantia polymorpha subsp. ruderalis
Lineage: Eukaryota; Viridiplantae; Streptophyta; Marchantiopsida; Marchantiales; Marchantiaceae
Source: the annotation of a GenBank genome assembly
UGACAGGCGUCUUAGAAUAGGAUGGCCGAUUCUUGUUCUGCGGUAAAUACGGGAAGAAGCUCCUCAUUCUGUUUUUACGGGCCCUUCAGGUGAACAGAAGGUGACAGAAGUAGGUCUUCCUGUAGCAGAAUUCGCCAUGAAACCUGUCAUGCGAUGAACAGCCCUUUACCAGACAGAGUCGGUGGACAUUGGGGAGCAAGAGGAUGACGAAGACCCUAAAGAUGAAAUUUCUUUAAUGAGACGACGACAAACUCGACUUAUCAUUGGAGUGCACUCAAGCUACUAGACUAGAAAUAGAUAACAAGGAUACAGCAGAAGAAGUUUUGAGUGCCACAACAGAAGCCAUUUCCAGCAGAUCCAAAGGUAUGAAGAAGACGGCUCACAACACGAAAGGUAUAGCGUGGGAAGUCAAAAUCGAUGCCGGUUAUGAGACUUUGGUCGGUUUGCAGUUGUCCGCCUCUGGGGUUAUGGAGACGACGAACGUGACCACUGAAAACAGAUUCCUCCGUCAAGUUGCCUCUGGGAAUCAAAAAUGGCCCGUUUCUGGUGGUGUCAUGUCUCCUCUUCGUCUCGAGAUUUAGAAGGACUGGGCUUCUCUUGAUUUUAAGAACGGUGCGACAGCUUCUACCAGAAGCAGCAGCCGGAAUUUUUAGUGAAAACAGGUGCUCGUGUCGGCGGGAUCUCCAUCUACAAAUGAAGGUGAACCCAGAGGAACUGGCAUUGAGAGCAGACGUUUCUUUGGUUGUGGGAGCCGUAGGUCGGACUCGCCAUGGCUAUUGAAAUCUGCUUGGAGGACAGGAAUGGCACGCAGUAUUUGCUACAGAACUUUAUGUUGUAUCAUUCAUUUCUCACAUGGAAAAGUGAAAGAAGCUCG